AGUCGUAAAGAUGGCGGAAGUAGAUGAAGCCAACAAACCUUUGUUUGCCGGCCUGUCAGAUGUCUCCAUAUCUGAGGAUAUUCCCGUGGAGGGGGACAUUACUGUGCCUAUGGCCUCCAGUAGUGCCGAUGAUGAAUUUUCCACCCUGGAUGAACCGGUCAAAGACACCAUCUUGAGGGAUUUGAAAGCUGUGGGGAACAAGUUUGUUCACGUCAUGUACCCAAAGAAGAGCUCAGCCCUCCUCCGAGACUGGGACUUGUGGGGACCUCUGUUGCUGUGUGUCACUCUUGCUCUACUGUUGCAAGGAGGCUCAGCAGAUAGCAAAGAGGACGGAGGGCCCCAGUUUGCUGAAGUUUUUGUCAUAAUCUGGUUCGGCUCUGUUAUUAUCACACUCAACUCCAAACUUCUUGGAGGCACCAUAUCGUUCUUCCAGAGUCUCUGUGUGCUGGGCUACUGUAUCCUACCUCUGACUGUGGCCAUGCUUGUGUGCCGACUUGUUCUGUUGCUGGUGUCAGCGGCAACAGCCAGCUUCGUUGUCCGGCUCGUCAUUGUGACCGCCUCCUUCGGCUGGUCAACAUUUGCUUCCACCGCCUUCCUGGCUGACAGCCAGCCCCCCAACCGAAAAGCCCUGGUGGUGUACCCUGUCUUCCUCUUCUACUUUGUGAUCGGCUGGAUGAUCCUGACGUUCUCACCGUCUUCGUAAGAAAACAGAACCAUGUGUGCGUGUGUGUAUAAGUGUGUGGUAUACGGCCUACACACAAGGACACGCUCCAUGUACGCCUCUCUUCCUCUCUCUGGCCUCAGCCCCACCAGCACCACCACCGCCGCCACCGCUGCUCCUCUUCGCAGCACCCCAUUGGUCAGCGGGUGUGUUCCAUUGAUCAUCACUGGUCAGAAGCGACUGGCGUGUUGAGUGCGGCGGACCAGGAAAUGAACAGUGAUGCAUGUUCCUUACUCCAAAUGAGGGAAUGUAGGGGGGCGCAGGCCAUAGUUAAAACCAGCUUUAUAGACAGACUCACUCGUCUCACUCGAAUGUCAUUCCUACUUUUCACUGUCUCCCUCCCUGAACUUUGCUCGGUUGCUUGGUUGCAUCAUGACUAUGGCAGGGCGGGGAUGUACCCGCGGAGGUGAACACUGGCUUGUGUCUUUGAAGGGUUUUUUUUUUUUUUUUUUUUUUUUUGGCCCCGAUAUCCUUAUCUAAUCCUAUUACUGGGUAUGUGAGAGAACACUUCUCUGAUGUGCAGAUUAAAUGGCAUUGCUCACUAAAUUUGUGUGUGUGUGUGUGUGGGGUCGUUGAGCAUGCAACGCCCCC
Molecule: messenger RNA, 1312 nt
Organism: Alosa alosa (allis shad)
Lineage: Eukaryota; Metazoa; Chordata; Actinopteri; Clupeiformes; Clupeidae
Gene: yipf6
Product: Yip1 domain family, member 6
Exons: 7
Coding region: 11-703 (230 amino acids)
Biological process (GO): endoplasmic reticulum to Golgi vesicle-mediated transport
Cellular component (GO): trans-Golgi network; membrane
Source: RefSeq, a predicted model, not a curated record